UCAUACUGUUGGGAGGAGGAAGCGCCACGACCGGAUGUGAAUUUAUGGAUCGCUUCAAGUUGUAGUGAGUCUAAACAAAUAACGGGAUGAAAGUGUUAUAGCGGAGUUCUGAGUUUCUUUAAAAAAAACAUUUUGGAUAUAGCUAACAAGCACAGCAACACAUAACGGGGCUUGCGGUAACGUUAUAACGAUUUGAUGAGCUUGAAGUUUGUGUGAGAGGAAGAGGGUAUUCAGCACUCAUAUGGCUGACUUAAUGGAGAUUUCUCAGAAUAACGUGCAACCGAGUGAGGGGACGGAGCCCAGCCGGCGUCCCGGCGGGCGGGGGAGGGGCGAGCCGGAGCAGAACGGGCAGCCCCCCUCGGCGCGCCCCGCCCCCGCCCCAGGCCCCGCCCCCGCCCAGGUCGUCGACAGCGAGGAGGACGAGGAUGAGGAGCUGACGCUGAAGUACGGCGCCAAGCACGUCAUCAUGCUCUUCGUCCCCGUCACCCUCUGCAUGGUGGUCGUCGUGGCGACCAUCAAGUCGGUCAGCUUCUACACGCAGAACGACGGCCAGCUGAUCUACACGCCCUUCCCGGAGAACACGGAGACGGUGGGGCAGCGGGCGCUCAACUCCAUCCUGAACGCCGCCAUCAUGAUCUCCGUCAUCGUGGUCAUGACCCUGGUGCUGGUGCUGCUCUACAAGUACCGCUGCUACAAGGUAAUCCAAGGCUGGCUCUUCAUCUCCUCCCUGCUGAUGCUGUUCUUCUUCUCCUUCAUCUACCUGGGGGAGGUGUUUAAGACCUACAACGUUGCCAUGGACUACAUCACGGUGGCGGUGAUCAUCUGGAACUUCGGGGUGGUGGGGAUGAUCUGUAUCCACUGGAAGGGGCCUCUUCGUCUCCAGCAGGCCUACCUCAUCAUGAUCAGCGCCCUCAUGGCCCUCGUCUUCAUCAAGUACCUGCCCCAGUGGACGUCCUGGCUCAUCCUAGGCGUCAUCUCCGUCUACGACCUGCUGGCGGUGCUCUGUCCCAAGGGCCCACUCCGUAUUCUAGUGGAGACGGCGCAGGAGAGGAACGAGCCCAUCUUCCCCGCUCUCAUCUACUCCUCGACCAUGGUGUGGCUCGUUGGCAUGGCAGACAGUGGAGACAGCAGGAAAAACCCGGCAGACACUGAGAACCAGGCCCCUGGCCCCGCCCCCGCCCCUGCUGCAGCUCCGGCCCCUGCCUCCGCUCCUGCCCCGGCCCCGGCCCCGGCCCCUGCCCCGGCCCCAGCCCCGGCCCCCCAGGGGGAGGACGACGGGGGCUUCACCACAGACUGGGUGGGGCACCAGCAGCAGCAGCUGGGCCCCCUGCAGUCCACCGAUGAAACGAGGCGCGUCGUCCAGCAGAUGCCCUCCGCCCGGCCACCCCCUGAGGACGAUGAGGAGAGGGGCGUGAAGCUGGGCCUGGGGGACUUCAUCUUCUACAGCAUGCUGGUGGGCAAGGCCUCGGCCACCGCCAGCGGGGACUGGAACACCACGCUGGCCUGCUUCGUGGCCAUCCUCAUCGGCCUGUGUCUCACCCUCCUCCUCUUGGCCAUCUUUAAGAAGGCCCUCCCGGCUCUGCCCAUCUCCAUCACGUUCGGCCUGGUUUUCUACUUCGCCACGGACAACCUGGUUCGGCCCUUCAUGGACCAGCUCGCCCUGCACCAGUUCUACAUUUAGCAGGGUCCAACCCCCCCCCCACCCCCCUUACCCCGCCUCGCCCCUCGCCCCUACUCCACCUACGCACUCCAGCUGGUUCCACCAAUGGGAGCUCCUGCUUUUAGGCCCGAGGACUCUCACCCUUCACCGCUGGGGUAAACUGGGGCAGGAGGGGCAACCAUACCCCCCCUCCUCACCACUUUCUGGACUGGACUGGACUAAAGCUUUUUUUUGUUGUAUAAUUAUAAUUUUGUGUGAGCGUGAUUGUGUGUGUGUGUGUCUGUGUGUGAGAAUCUGUGUGAGUGUGUGCGAGUAUGUGGAACAGACUUUAUUUUUGCUCACCAAGUAACUUUUGUCCAGUUUUGAGUCUUAACCAUAAUUCCUGAUUAUUUUUGUUAUUGGUUUUGUUAUUGUUUUUCUUCUCCUUUUUAAAGUUCGGUGUGCAUCCUCUCAGAGAGAUUCUGUGAUCUUUCUCUGCCUCCAUCUUGACGGGGGCUUGGUAGUGUGAGUGCUGAACUGAGAGGUGUGUGUGUGUGUGUAUGUGCGCACGUGUGUGCGUGUUCACUGAUCACGAAGUAGCUAAAGGGAUGUCAUGAAACAAGCGAGAUGAAAUGCUUUAAUUGUCUUGCAGGAACACUAAAAUGUCACACAUUUUUAUUUUCUGGGAAACAAGAGAACACCAUCAUAGGUUUGUGGACUGUGGGCCAUGGUUGUCCAUGAGGCAGAAAUGGCUUCCUGUAGGGCUUGGAAAUUUCUUUGAGUGCCCCCAGUGCUGAGCGGCAUUAGGGUUAUGUUAAGCCUGGAAUUAAGAUUAUUUGAACCACAGGGUAAAGGAGCUACAGCACAAAAUAUGUGAACCGCAGGGCUGGCUUUGUGAUGAUUGGGCCGGACGUUUUGGAGAACGUCUUGAGUGGCGUGUCUAUGAAUAGUGUCCUUGUUGUGCCCACCGUCUGAGACCUCUCGAGUUUGUCCCGGUUUUCCGAAGGACUUAGGACUUCCUUGUUGCCUCAAAGCUAUGUCUGAGUGGUUCCGUGCAGGGUCCGUACUUGAGGUUUAGAUUUGGCCUGAUUACGGCUCCUGCAGUGCUUAUGCGGAGCACAAGGAGGCUUUGACGUUGAGCGUCCGGGGCUGGGAGGGCAGAUUAUGUGGCAUCCUGUAUGAGUUCUCUUCAGACCGAACUGCCUGCAGCAAUGAACUGCAGACACACGCCGAGAUUGGCGAA
Messenger RNA from Conger conger (European conger), 2882 nucleotides. It is a transcript of the gene psen1, whose product is annotated as presenilin 1. Lineage: Eukaryota; Metazoa; Chordata; Actinopteri; Anguilliformes; Congridae. Gene Ontology annotation, cellular component: nucleus; growth cone; neuronal cell body. The record is from RefSeq and is a predicted model, not a curated record. Bases 242 to 1681 code for a protein of 479 amino acids. Gene Ontology annotation, biological process: amyloid precursor protein catabolic process; Notch receptor processing; calcium ion transport. The transcript is spliced from 11 exons. Gene Ontology annotation, molecular function: cadherin binding; aspartic endopeptidase activity, intramembrane cleaving; beta-catenin binding.